GGAGGAGCCGGGAGGGGGGAGUGAGCUGUGUUCUCGCCAGUCGUGUUCAGCCAUGUUAGAUUUUUCUGCUUUUCGCCAACGAUGAACGAGGAGCCAUGGCCUUGUCAUUAAGCGGAGACGAUGAGGAAUAUGAUUCAGAGUCCGAACAGCAGCGCGCAGCCAAUCGUCCAAAGCCCAAGAUGGCGACACCGUCGGCUGUUAAGCUGCCGUCCAGUCGUAGCUCGUCAGGAGCCAGACGGAGGAGAACGCGUUGCCGAAAGUGUGAGGCGUGCAUGCGGACCGAGUGUGGGGAGUGUCACUUCUGCAAGGACAUGAAGAAGUUUGGGGGUCCAGGCCGCAUGAAACAGUCCUGCAUUAUGAGACAAUGCAUAGCGCCCGUUCUGCCUCACACAGCAGUGUGUGUAGUGUGUAAGGAGGCUGGGAAGGAGGAUACGUUGGAGGAAGAGGAGGACAAGUUCAACUUCAUGCUAAUGGAAUGUUCCAUCUGCAAUGAAAUUGUCCAUCCCAACUGCCUCAAGGUGAGCGAUGCAUCUGGCGUAGUGAAUGACGAGCUGCCAAACUGCUGGGAGUGUCCUAAGUGCAACCAUGCUGGCAAGAGUGGAAAAGUAUUAAAGCAAAAACGGGGUCCAGGGUUCAAGUACGCCUCCAACCUCCCUGGCUCUCUGCUGAGGGAACAAAAGCCUGUGAAGGAGGAUGGGGACAUGUCUGCAUCAUUCAAAAGGAGACCUGAUAGAGAAGAGGUGCCCCGGCAGCGACCUGAGGAGGCUCUCCUUCGGCAGCCACCACUGCUGUCCCCCAGCAGUGUGCCCCGACCAAGGCUUGAGGACAAGCUGAGGAAAAAGAGGAAGCUCUUUGAGGAUGAAGAGGAAGAAGACCUCAGAGCGAGAAAGAAGGAAAGGUCAGACAACCCUUGUUUUUCUAAACUCUUGCAGCAGAUUAAAACUGAAGAGGAAGAUGCGUAUGAGGAUGAGGAUGAAGAUGGAAGGGAACUUAAUUUCCGCAGUUUUGGGGAGAGAAACGGGCGCCUGGGUGGUGCUGAAGACUUGGCGGAUGACAGAGACUUGAAGAACGAGCUUUUAAAUCCUUCUCUCAAAACGCCUGUUAUGGACAGCGAUCAGUCGCACUGCAGCUCUCCCCAAGCUGGCCCCAGCAGCGAGGGCGGAAGCGAGACCCAGGAGAAAGGUCCUCGACCCAAAGCUCGCCGUAAACGCCGUGUACCUAACAGGGAACUAAGCAGAGAGCUGAGCAAAGCACUGAACCAGGAAAUUCUGAAGACUGAGGACUGCCUGGCCAAUGAGAACCGCCAGCCACUCAAGGUGGAGCCAGAGUAUGAAAACGAAGAACCCAAGAGGUUGUUCCGUAACAGCAGUGACCUGGGCGAGCAGAGGCCCCACCUCAAGACCAAAGAGAUGAAUGGGACCCCCUGGGAAUUGCGCCACUUCUACCCAAGUCAGAUCACUCCGCUGGGCUUCAACAGGAGCACGCCAACCACCCGACCCGUGCCUCCACGCUCACCACCCAAGUGUGUCCAAAUGGAGCGGCAUGUCAUUCGGCCCCCGCCAAUAAGCCCGCCUCCGGACAGACUGCCCCUGAAAGAUGGGAAAAUGCAUGCCCUCCAGCGUGAGGUUUGGAUGAAGAUCUUUAACCAUCUCACACAUAAGGAACUCUGCUGCUGCAUGAGAGUGUGCAAGACCUGGAACAGAUGGUGCUGUGAUAAAAGACUGUGGACCAAGAUUGAUCUCAACCGCUGUACCUCAAUCACUCCCCUCAUGCUAAGUGGGAUUAUUCGUCGACAGCCACUCUCCUUGGACCUCAGCUGGACCAACAUUUCCAAGAAACAAUUAAGCUGGCUUAUUAACAGAUUGCCAGGACUGCGAGUGUUAAAGUUAUCAGGGUGUUCGUGGGCAGCCGUAUCUGCGCUAUGCACCUCCAGCUGCCCGCUACUACGAACACUGGACGUCCAGUGGGUGGAGGGGCUCAAAGAUGCACAGAUGAGGGACCUCCUAUCACCUCCUACAGAUAAUAGGCCAGGCCAGCUGGAUAACCGUUGCAAGUUGAGGAAUGUGGAGGACCUGCGUCUGGCGGGUUUGGACAUCACCGACACGUCCCUACGUCUCAUCAGCCGCCAGAUGCCUCUGCUGUCCCGGCUUGACCUGAGCUACUGUAACCACGUCAACGACCAGUCAGUCAACCUGCUGACGGCGGCGGGGACCACCACUCGAGACUCGCUCACAGAAAUCAACCUGUCAGCUGCCCUGGGGUAGUCUGACGGAAACAUGGCUGCCAAUUCACGCCUACGGCCUCUCCGACAACCACCAAACAUUGAUUCACACACCAGUGUGGGCAGCACUGGAGGCAGAGGUGAAGCGUCUUACCCAGGGACACAACAAUGUGGAGGGAGCGAGGCUCAAACCGCCAACCUUCCGGUUUCUGGACAGCCUGCUCUACCUCCAGAGCCGCUGCCGCCCUUUUGUCAGUCAUACAGUCUCUUUGUCUCGGUGGGUGGAGCCGGGCUGGUAGCAUACAAACAAAGUGCAGAAGAGUGUAACGUAGUACAAAUUAUAUUACUUGACUGUAAAAUAUUUUCAUAGAUUUUUAAAUAUUUUUUUCAUUGUACUUAAAAGUAAAGUUAAAAUCUUGUCUCGUUCUCGUAUACCAGUGGUUGGCGACCUGCGACUCCCACGCCGAGAUUUGUCUUUUUUUUUUUUUAAACACUGGAGCAGAGGAAAUGUGCAUUUUCAAAAAGAGUAUGAAAUAUCCGACUCACCGCAAGUCCGUGAAUGCAUCUACACUGUGUUCUGACUGCUGAUUGGAUGAGCAAGGGAAGGCGGAGGAGGGCCAAUGUGAUAAUGACAUACAAAAAAGACGUCUUGAGUGUGCGAUCCCCACGGUAAGCUAUCCAUAACCUAUGAAUUUGUCCCUAAAAAGAAACAUGUCAGAAGAAAAUAGAGUUUAAUUCUGAAUUCACAUAUUUCUUUCCCUUGACUGCCAAUGAUGCUGGCUUACCCACCAGUGUACUUGAAAUGCACCGAGAAAUUAGUAAAGAACAGAAAAUGUAACGUUGAAAGACAUUUUUAAAACAAGCAAUCAGCUCUUUCUGAAAAUUACCCAACUGCAGAUGGGCGUAAGGGAGCAAUUUUGGAACUACUGCGGAAGGUUGAGCAGAGCAAACAUACUUUCAAGAAGUGGAUGAAGGCUCCACGGUCAACCACAGCUGCUAGUGUUGUAGCUGACUCGCUGCACUGGAGAUUGUAAGGAGGAGGAAGCCCUUCACAGAUGGAGAAUACAUGAAAGAGUUGUUCGUAAAAAUAUCACAGUAUCUAUUCUACGAAUGAAAAAAAACAAAGAAAUUAUUCAGAAAAUUAUUCAGAAAUGCUCCUCCCUGUAAAGACAGUCAAGAGCAGGACUAAUAAAUAGAAUGGUAACAAACAUCAGCAGUAGGCAAACUGAUGACAUGAAUUCAGUGCAAGCAUAUUGAAUUACCUGUGAUGAGUCAAGUGAUGGAAAGGAUAUUGAGCAGACUGCACUGAUAUGCAGAUAAGUGAACUCUUGAUGGGUUUUUUUGUGUUAAGGUUGGCUACGUUUUCUUUUCAUUUGACACAAAUACGGUGAAAAAGCCUACAUAGUUAAGUGUUUAAAUUAUUUCAAAGUAAGCCUAAAAAUGCCGUUUGUACUUCUGUUAGUUGAAUUCUGUGUUAUAACAGUUAAAAGUUUAUAAGCUGUGCCAUGUUUUGCAGCUCCAGACCAUUUGUCUUUACUGGAAGAGGAGGCAAAAUGGGUCUUUUGAUGCCGACCCCUGUCGUGUAUUGUCUUGUCUCAUGAACUGGACUAUGAAAUAUAGUGGCGAAGAUGGCAACACUGGUCCCUCCUGUUACGUCUUUGCAUUUUAUUUCUAUGGCAAACAAGGUGCGUUGUGCGUUUAUGAGCAAGGACGAACAAGUAGUGCCAAUAUAUUUGUGGCGGUCGCCCAAUGUAUGGGAAGCACUUUUAAUGCCAAUGGAUUUGGAGUACGACUCCAUAAAAGCUUCUCCAGUUAGUUGUGGAAUUCAGAGAGAAUAUUCUGAAAUAAGAAUCUUGUAUUUUCUUUGCAAAGAGGUCAGAAGAAGAACAGUACAAAGUGUUAAAGCAGUCUGAUAAAAGAAAAAGCUUUAACAUGGGUUGUUGUAGACGUCUAAUCAUUAGUGUGUGUUGCUGUAAUUAUGUGUGUUUCAUUUUAAUGAGCUAGUGGAAGUUUGAUCAAGGCCUGGUCACACAGAAUAAAUGAACAACAUACUGUAACAAAUCAACUGAGAUGAAAGUGAAGUGAAAUGCAAUAUAAAAUGAUGAGUAAUGUAUAACAAGUGAAUACUACAUAGAACUUGUAUUAGUCAAUGUCUUUCCAUGACAUGGUGUACUGUGUAGGGCACCCUAUAAAUAGUGUCGUUCUCUCUAGUUCUCAUGACAACCACAACAGAGAGAACAUUUAGUACAAAUGUAUGAGACUAUUUUGCUGCUUUUUCAUGCAUACUGUACAUAUUCAGUAAUUGUUGUUCUUUCUUUGCUG
Dunckerocampus dactyliophorus (ringed pipefish) is the source of this 4543-nucleotide messenger RNA. It is a transcript of the gene kdm2ba, whose product is annotated as lysine (K)-specific demethylase 2Ba. Gene Ontology annotation, molecular function: zinc ion binding; transcription coregulator activity; protein binding. The transcript has 10 exons. Gene Ontology annotation, biological process: regulation of transcription by RNA polymerase II; protein demethylation. NCBI's taxonomy places the organism in Eukaryota, Metazoa, Chordata, Actinopteri, Syngnathiformes, Syngnathidae. The record is from RefSeq and is a predicted model, not a curated record. The coding region runs from base 96 to 2264 and encodes 722 amino acids.